Molecule: messenger RNA, 2106 nt
Organism: Tilletiaria anomala UBC 951
Lineage: Eukaryota; Fungi; Basidiomycota; Exobasidiomycetes; Georgefischeriales; Tilletiariaceae
Exons: 7
Coding region: 224-1990 (588 amino acids)
Biological process (GO): protein neddylation
Cellular component (GO): cytoplasm
Molecular function (GO): NEDD8 activating enzyme activity
Source: RefSeq, a predicted model, not a curated record
CCAAGCUCGACAGGGGACUGUGAUGAACACGACGAUCAUACGAAGGUAGACUGAUUGGGGGUGCCGGUUGUCCACCCACCUUUGAAGCACUGGUUCGUGGAGGGGCCGCUCACCGUCUCUGCGACUGCUUAUACCAGCUGAAGCUCUUGUCGCCGGUUCGGCUGCGCUUCCCCGAGUCAAACUUGCUUAACAUCCCGUUGCAGAGCCUGAGCGUAUUCUCGAGAUGGCGUCCACAGAAAGGCCCGACGCGCAUACCCAGCGCUACGAUCGCCAGCUCCGUCUCUGGGCGUCUUCCGGACAAGCAUCGCUAGAGUCUGCUUCUGUUCUUUUGAUCGGCUGCACGCCAACUGGAACAUCUACACUAAAGAAUCUUGUUCUUCCCGGUAUCGGUUCUUUCACCAUAUUGGACCCGCGCAAAACGCUCGACAUUGACAGAGGCGCAAACUUCUUCCUGGAUCCAGAAGCCAAGAACGGUGCCAGCUGGAGAGCCGAUGAUGCUGUACGGCUGCUGACUGAGCUCAACCCGAAUGUGAAGGGUUUUGCACGGCAUGAGGAUGUAAGGGAACUACUGCCCCAUGAUCCGUCAUUCUUCACCGCGUUCAGCCUGAUCAUCGCCUCCAAUCAGCCCGAUGAUGUUCUUUACGCGCUUUCUGAGCUCUGUUGGAACCCAGCUGGGGCGUCAUCGUCCUCUUCCACUGCGGCGUCACUCCCUUUGCUGAGUGUUAGGACUUCAGGGCUGGUAGGCGAGGCCGCAUUCCAGAUCAAGGAAGCUGGAAUCAUCGAAACACACCCCGAAUCGCUCGUAUCAUUACGUCUCACUGCGCCCUGGCCGGAGCUGGAAAAAUACGCUCUGUCGGUUCACGUGCAACCAGAAGACAGCAUGGAGCGCUCUCACAUCCCAUUUAUCGUUCUCCUCAUGCGAACACUGCAUGAGUGGAAGGAACAGCACGGCGGAGCUCUUCCGGACCCGGCAGUAGAUCGCAAAUCGUUUACCGACAAGGUGUGGGCGUGUAAGCACCCAGGCGAGGUGGAUUCAGAGAACGUGGAAGAGGCCGUUGCGGCUCUCAAUUCGCACGUUUGGCGACCCAUUAGGCAGCUGAAGGAGAAGAAUGCCGCUGGAGAAGCUGGAGUUCCUACAGAAAUUCAACAACUCUUUAAAGACGCAGCCUGCGAGAAGAUCAAUCGAAAUUCGACGAAUUUCUGGCUUCUCGCCCGUGCCUUGCGCUCCUUUGUCCAUGCCAAACCAACGGCUUCACCGCCUGGAGGGGGUGGCUACUUGCCACAGCCAGGCUCAAUACCGGACAUGAAGGCGCUCUCCGCGACGUACAUUCAGAUCCAAAAGCUUUACUACGAAAAAGCUGAGGCCGACUUGGCAGCGUUUCGGCAGCACUUGGAUGUUGCCCUCAAAAAAGCGGGCAUCACCGCGCCUAUUUCGGACCAUGAAGUCCGUACGUUUGUCAAGCAUGCCGCAUUCCUUGUAGUGAUCUGUGGCAAGAAACUCAAAGAACAACACGACAGCCCGAAUGCCAUUGAUUCUUUCUCUGCAUACAAUCCAGACAUCCAGCCGCCGACGCUGCCUCAUCACAUCGCCUUCCUGGCCGCCUCUAUCUUCUACAACCAACAUAGUCGCUUCCCAGGCGCGAGUGCCGCCUUCAGUCGCGCCGUGACUUCUUCUGCGGAUGCGAAUGCGGACGGGGAUGAUGAGGAAGAGGACAUCGAAGCGGACAGCGACGAGCUCAAGGCCAUUGCGCGGACCCUCGCGCCUAAAUACGGCGCAGACAUCGCGAACGAGGACAUUAUGGAGCUUAUCGACAAUGCUGCUGAGGAAAUGGCUCGGGCAGGUCACAGCUCGCUACCUUCGACUUCUGCGCUCAUGGGCGGCAUCGUUGCGCAAGAGGUGAUCAAGCUGGUGACACGGCAGUACGUCCCAGCGAACAACACGGUGGUCUACAAUGGCAUUCAGCAAGCCGUCGGAGUCUUUAAAUUGUGAACACUACGGAAUGCGAUUGAGAAAGCCGCCUUGAUGGCUGAGCGCGAGCAUACCGAUGGCAUGAGAUUGGUCAUGUAGCAUAUAAGCAGCUUUGCAAUAUACACUAUCAAGCCACA